AACCUCAGAGGCAGAAGAUUAGUUUUCAGCAUGAUCUCUGGUGUUGUGUUGUAUUGACUUUAUAACUGUUAGAAAUGUACUUUUAGUAGAAAGACACAUUUUUGAAUCAGGUUAAUAAAUACCGGUAAUAUUCCCAUCCUCAUAGACGUGACUAAGGUUUGAAGCAGGCAGGACUAUCUGGAGGAGUAUCAACUGAACUGAGAUCUGCUGCUGUGAAGAUGGUGUUUGUUAAAGAGGAGAGCAUAGACUGUAAAAAAAGGAGGAGAGUGAAGAGGACAUGAGUGAACCAGAACCCUGGAGAAUAAAACACGAGGAACAAGGAGUGAUGUUUUUCGAUUUAAUCAGAACUGGUUUAUCUGGAUCAGCUGCUGUUCAACUGAACUCUUUCUCAGCAGAAGGAAGAAAAUAAAACAGGAAUAAAUAUAUUGACUUCAUGCACCAGAUUGUUCACUUACAGACUUUUAAUUCUGAUGAUCCAGACAGAUGAUCAUAAUUUCAACUGAUCAUGGACCUGCUUCUGAUUAUUUUUGUGGCUGUAAUUCCAGUUGUAGCUAAUGGCUUCACUGUGAAAAGUCACUCUGGUCCUCUUCUAGUAUCAGGAUCAAGUCGUUCCAUAUUUGCGUCUGUGGGAGAGGACGUCACUCUGAGCUGCUCUGUCGACUCUCACAUCACACCUGAACACAUUGAAGAGGUUUCAUGGAAGAAAACAGAUGAUAUUCUGGUUCUGCUCUACCAAAACAAUGAGACUUUUCCAGAUUCAUCAGAUGAGCGAUACAGAGACAGAGUUGAGUUCUUCACUGAUGAAAUCCCCAAAGGAAAUUUCUCUCUCAGACUGAAGAGUGUCAGAACUGAGGAUAAAGGAGUUUACAUGUGUCAAGUGUUUGCUGGAGGACUUUCAGCCAAUGCAACUGUAGUACUGGAGCAACUGGGUUUCUCUUUUUCACACAUAAUGGUGUUGAUUCUCUGUAUUUUUGGAUCUGGAUCUGCAGUUCUGCUCUGUUGUCUGAUCUACUGCAAAUCACCAAAUAAAGGGAUGAUUCAACCAUUUGUUCCUCUCGGUUCUUCAGUGAUUCUGCCCUGUUUUGCUAAGAAACACUUAUUAAAGGAAAAUCUGAAGGUGGAAUGGAGAAGAACAGACACUAAAGCUCUGGUUCAUCUGUAUCAAGAUGGAGAGAGUCGACCAGAGAAACAGCACAAAGACUAUCAUGAUAGAGUUCAUUUCUUUACUGAUGAGAUUCAACAUGGAAACUUCUCCCUCCAACUGGACAGUCUGAGCACUGUAGAUGACGGAGAAUACACAUGUAAAGUUUACGAAAAACAGGAUUGUGUGUAUUCAACUAAAAUAAUUUUGGAACUUGAGUGUGAUCGCUCGUCAUCUAUUCCAGGGUUUACUGUGCAUUGUCCCUUUGGUCAUCUGGUCAUCUCUCUGGGAUCUUCAGUGGUUUUGCCCUGUUAUUGUAAUAAACACUUACCAUUAGAAAAUCUGAAGGUGGAAUGGAGAAGAACAGACUCAGAGACUCUGGUUCAUCAGUAUCAAGAUGGUGAGAGUCGAGCAGAGGCCCAGCAGCAGGAGGAUUAUCAUGAUAGAGCUCAUUUCUUUACUGAUCAGAUUCAACAAGGAAACUUCUCCCUCCGUCUGGACGAUCUGAGAGCUGAAGAUAAGGGAGAAUACACAUGUAAAGUUUACAGCAAACAGACAUUUGUGUUUUCAACUGAAACUUAUUUGGAAGUGGGACUACUUGAUUCAUUUUUCCAUCUUCAGAUGUUAUUAGUCGUCUGUCCAAAUAUGAUCAUGUGCUUUGCUUUUGUCUUGUGGGGUGUUUCUGAAGGAUCUGUGAAUGAGUCUGUCUCAUGUUGUGCUCUUUAUUUUCUGAGACCACUCUUGUUGCUUUGGGCAGCUCCUUAUAUCACCAACUUUACAGGCAACAUUAAAACACUGAUUCUGAAAUACAGUUAUGUUGCAGAAUAUGUUGUUCUCUCAGCUGUUGUUUAUUUAGCUCUUUUUACAAGUGCUUUGGAAAAACUUCUGAAUUAUGCUGAGUUUGAACGAGUCGCAAUAAUAGUCUUGUUUGCAACAGUGUUUCUGUGUUGCCUCAGCAAAAUCAUUUACCUUGUGCUUACACAGAUUAGAAAGAAAAGUGGACGAAUAAUUAAUAUAUUUGAUGUUGUGGCUGAUAUGAUCUUUGAAAUUCUGCCUACUUUACAAUUCAUCCUCCUUUUCUUCACAUUUGGAUCUGUCAAAGGAGCACUGAUCAUUGUUGUCAUUUUACCAGUGUUACUGAUGCUGACAAAUGACACAUGGUUUUUUAGAUGCUAUGAUAGACUCGACUGUUCAGAUUCAGUCAUAAGAACAGUGAUGUUAAUCUUCAUAUUAGUGAUUAAUGUAGUGAUGAUCAUUCUUUACAUAAUGACACUGGAGAAUAAGACAGAUGCUAUUGGAUGGGGCUGUGUGAUGGUGUUUUUGCAGAUACUCUGGGCCGUCAUGAAGUUUACUUUAUAUUUUCUCGAUUUUGAUGAUGUUUUCCCCCGUGUUGUUCCUGUGUAUGUGUUUGGAUCAGUUGGUGUUGUUUUACUGACCUCUGUUACACUGAUGACUGAACUGAUACUGAAAACGGUUAAUGGUGAUCGUACAUUUGGAGAUCUGAGAUUCGUAGUCUUUCCUUCUGAAUGUUUCUUUGCUGUUUCUCUGCUGAUUUCUGGAUUAUUUCCAUCUGGCAUCGCAAAGUGUCUGAAGUCUUGUCAGCAGAAUAUAGAGAACACCAAACAAACUCCAGAUGAUGGAUCACAACAAAACCAGAAAACAGAGAUGAGUCUUCUGAAGACUGAAGUUCAGGACUAAACUCAGUCUGAUUCAGUGGUAUCACAAACAUGAACAACAAUGAGAGAAAAGGAUUGUUUCAGAUUCACCUAACACAUUUUAAGAUAUUAUGGUAUUUCAGCAAAACUGCUUUGAAAAAAUACAGAUUUUCUAGCAUUGAUCAAUCUGAGAUUGGUAUAAUUACGUCAUUCAUUAUUAAUGUAAAUAGUUUUGCACAUGGAAAAAAAAUGUAAAUAUAUUUUAUUGUGUCUUAACUCUGUAUAUAUGUGAUGUUGAUUUUUUUUUUUUUUUAAAAAGCCAACGGUGUAAAUAAAUCAGAAAAUUAAGACCCAACAUAAACACUGUCAUUUUAAGGUUUAAAUAUUCAGACUCAGUUACUACAAAGAUAUUUUUAUUAUUAUAGACAUGUAUUAGCCUACAAUUUACAUUCAGGCGUUUUAAAUAUUUGCAAUAUUUGAAUUAUUAAAUACGGUAGUGGCCAGAAGUGAUGCCUGGCCACGAUCAAGAAAACUGAAAAAUUGUGUGGACAUAUUUUUGGACGGGCUGUCAUGGAGAUUUAUAAUAGUUUGUAGUAGGCUUAUAUUUAUUUAUUAAACACUAUUUAAACAGCAGUCCAUCGACCAAAGUGCUAUACUUUUUAAGAACCACAUAACAAUGACAAUCAUAACCAUAAAAAACAUAACAACAACACCACAGAUAACAUAAAAUCAAAAAACCCACAGAUGGAAUAGGCUGUUCAACCAGUUACCAGUUACGCUAGGGGUGCCAAUCUAAGGUAAAAAUUUCCAAAGUUUAAGAGCUACCAUUGCAAAUACUCCAUCUCCACUCAUCUUCUGUAAAUUCCACUUCACUUCGUCUUCUAUAAAUCCUGCAGCGAUUGAUAAACAAAAUAACAAACAAAACAACAACGGAAGUUUAACAUCCAUUUAUAUUGGCAGUCAAUGUAAGGAAACGAUAUGAUAACGGUGCAUUCACGUGGGGCGUCGGCAUUAACGCUUCUCAUUUACUUUGAAUGGGUUUUUGUUUUUGCCCUACCAC
Molecule: messenger RNA, 3856 nt
Organism: Megalobrama amblycephala (Wuchang bream)
Lineage: Eukaryota; Metazoa; Chordata; Actinopteri; Cypriniformes; Xenocyprididae
Exons: 19
Coding region: 506-2839 (777 amino acids)
Biological process (GO): immune response; cellular response to lipopolysaccharide; T cell costimulation
Cellular component (GO): external side of plasma membrane
Source: RefSeq, a predicted model, not a curated record